Oncorhynchus keta (chum salmon) is the source of this 1995-nucleotide messenger RNA. RefSeq names its product olfactory receptor 1D2-like. NCBI's taxonomy places the organism in Eukaryota, Metazoa, Chordata, Actinopteri, Salmoniformes, Salmonidae. Gene Ontology annotation, cellular component: membrane. Gene Ontology annotation, molecular function: olfactory receptor activity; G protein-coupled receptor activity. The coding region runs from base 262 to 1200 and encodes 312 amino acids. The transcript has a single exon. The record is from RefSeq and is a predicted model, not a curated record. Gene Ontology annotation, biological process: G protein-coupled receptor signaling pathway.
GCAAGAAGACAUUUUAUGGACGCAAGUUUUUUCAUUUCUUUCACACCUCCGAAGUCUGAUAAUGUACAGAUAUUAUCGGGAUCUUUUUUUUUACAAGAGUUUGAGGGAUGUGAAUUUAUUUUGUUAAAACUAUUGUGUUUAGUCUGAGCCUAAACAGAAUCAAAUGAUUCACACUUGAAUUCAUUCACCUCCAUACACACUCAAGCCUUGCAAGGACUAAGAAUUGCUGCAUUAACCGGAGGAAGAAAAUUAACAAAAGCCAUGGAGAACUCAACCCAAGUCAAGUUCUUUUAUCUCUUUGGCUUACAAGAGACAUUUAACAACAAAUCGGUCUAUUUUAUAUUGUCUCUUAUCACAUACCUUCUCAUCAUCACAGUGAAUCUAACUCUGAUCAUAACAAUCAUUCAGCAGAAAGGUCUCCAUGAGCCCAUGUAUAUCUUUCUGUGUAGUCUAUGUAUCAAUGGAUUGUAUGGAACUGCUGGUUUCUACCCCAAGUUCUUACUGGACCUUCAGUCAGAUGUUCAGGUGAUAUCUUAUGGUGGAUGUUUGACUCAAACCUUUGUAAUAUACACAUCUGUCAUGUGUGAAAUGUCUACUCUAACAGUGAUGUCUUACGACAGGUAUGUGGCAAUAUGCAGACCACUACUAUAUCAUAACAUUGUGACAUCUAUAACUGUUAGAAAGUUACUAUUAUUGUCUUGGUGUUAUCCUUUAUUUAUAGGACUCAUAGUAGUUAGUUUAGCUGUCAGAGUUCCUUUGUGUGGAUCUCGCAUUGAUAAGAUAUUCUGUGACAUUCCGUCUAUACUGAAACAUGCAUGUUUACCUAUUCCCAUCAAUCAGAUUUUGAACAAAUUUGUAAUUAUGGUUCAUGUUUUACCGAUACUUUUCAUUGUAUUUUCUUACUGUCAGAUUGUAAGGACUUGUGUAAAGUCAGAUAAGGGAAGGAUUAAGUUCACACAGACAUGUGUGCCACAUUUAAUAACAAUAUUUAUUUUCAUCACAGUGACCCUGUUUGACAAUCUGCAAGGAUGGAAUAGUAAUGUAAAUAUAACUCUAAAUAUGCGUAAUGCAAUGGCUGUACAAUUCCUUGUUAUCCCACCUGUCUUUAACCCUCUCAUAUAUGGACUUAACCUUCAGCAGAUUCGAAGGGCAGUUUUUAGAAAGUGUAAUCCACAUAACAUCAUUGAUAUUACAUUUUAGUUACAUAAUCUUACACACCAGGGAGACUUCCUGAUAUCAGAAGUCAACAAAUACAAAGGUAAAAUCUGCCAAAACUGUUGAAGAUUAAAUGGCGCCUCAUUUCUUGAUACCUGUCGCCAAGAGCGCAACUUUUGUUUUAGAAGUGGAGAGGAAGGGGGGGACAACACCUGGCAGGGGGUCCUCCCUAAAUUUCACUCUACCCGACCCAAAAAAAUCUUAGUCAACCAUUGAGUAGUCUUUUCUUUCGAUCUAAUGGAUUUGUAUACAUUUAAAUAUAUAUAUUUUUCCAUAUAUACACCCAACCGAUGUGCCAAUUUAUUUGACCAUUUCUACCAAUCUGCUUACCAGUAAUAAUUUUCAUGUGCACAUUAUUGUGGAACAUUUUCUUUUAAUAUAUAAUAGUCUUUGUAUCUCAAAAUCAUUGUCUGUGGUUUAUCUACAAUCUUAAUCUAAAUGAAAAAGAUACAAAUCUAAAAGUAACGUUUAUUGCAGUUGCCAACUAUGUAAACAUAGCGGCAGGGUAGCCUAGUGGUUAGAGCGUUGGACUAGUAACCGGAAGGUUGCAAAUUCAAACUCCCGAGCUGACAAGGUACAAAUCUGUUGUUCUGCCCCUGAACAGGCAGUUAACCCACUGUUCCUAGGCUGUCAUUGUAAAUAAGAAUUUGGUCUUAACUGACUUGCCUAGUUAAAUAAAGGUAAAAUAAAUGAAAAAAAUAAAGCCAACACAUAAAAAUAUUAUCCUGAUAAAAUCACAUUGGCUUUGCAUGACCUGUCUGCAAAUAACUCUAAACAUUG